AAUUAAUGAGUUUCUUAUGUAUGGCAGCGUCAUCCCAUCAGUUUGCUGUCUGGUUUGAAUAGCUCCUAUCAGCUCUUCAUUCAUGCCAAGUACGCUCACCGUCCAGAGACAUGAUAAAGCCGUACUUCCUUUUGGAUUUUUACCUCACUAUUCAAAAAACAGUGUACCAGAAGCAUAGGUUACAAAGCAUGAGGAGGACAGAAGAAAUGCCUGCAUCUUCUACAGAAAGGAAGCUGAUGGACUGAAAAGUUGGUAUGGAGAAAGGAAAGCAAGAGAGUGCAAGAACAUCCAUGCUUCUAGUCCAGAUAAUGUUUUUUAAAGCAGCUUGAUUUGGAAGCGUGUGUAAUUCUGAAAUACGAACAAGCAGAACUUUUCCAGGGGGUAAAAUGCAUAUAGGAACAACCAGGAUUUCUCAUUGCUGAAGCAUUCAAUGAAUCUUUAAUAAGUUCUCAACACUCAAAUUGUUUGUGGUCAGAUCAACUGCUGUUAUCAGAUAAAGGCAAAACUCACCCUUCUGGUUCUAUAAUCCUAUUCAAAUGGAGUCUUCGUCUACCGCAUACUAUCCUAACUAAUGCUACAGGAUUAUCAGGAAUACAGAUAUAAAGACACUGCAAGAAAUAAAACACUGGCAAAAUAAAACAUGAAAGGAAAAAUAGAGAAGGCAUUUCAGGUCUCGAAGCUUACUAUUUCCGGCCAGAGUUCAAAUUACUGAGCUUCAAACAAACCACUGCCAGAUGCUGGCCAAGAAGAGCUGAAACAGAAAACAGUCUAGAACCUAACACUAUUCUACUAUAAAAUUUUUGCACCAGGAUGGAAGGGGACUCUUACCACAAUGCAACCACCUUCAAUGGCACCCCAGUAAAUCACCAGCCUUUGGAACGCCACAGGUUGUGGGAAGUCAUCACCAUUGCAGCUGUGACUGCUGUGGUAAGCCUGAUCACCAUUGUGGGCAAUGUCUUGGUCAUGAUCUCCUUCAAAGUCAACAGCCAGCUCAAGACAGUUAACAACUAUUACCUGCUCAGCUUAGCCUGUGCAGAUCUCAUCAUUGGGAUCUUCUCCAUGAACCUCUACACCACCUACAUCCUCAUGGGACGCUGGGCUCUCGGGAGUCUGGCUUGUGACCUUUGGCUUGCACUGGACUACGUGGCCAGCAACGCUUCUGUCAUGAACCUUCUGGUGAUCAGUUUUGACCGUUACUUUUCCAUCACAAGACCCUUGACAUAUCGGGCCAAGCGUACUCCGAAAAGGGCUGGCAUCAUGAUUGGCUUGGCCUGGCUGAUCUCCUUCAUCCUCUGGGCCCCAGCAAUCCUCUGCUGGCAGUACUUGGUUGGGAAGCGGACAGUUCCACUGGAUGAGUGCCAGAUCCAGUUUCUCUCUGAGCCCACCAUCACUUUUGGCACUGCCAUUGCUGCCUUCUACAUCCCUGUUUCUGUCAUGACCAUCCUCUACUGUCGAAUCUACCGGGAAACAGAGAAGCGAACCAAGGACCUGGCUGACCUCCAGGGUUCUGACUCUGUGACCGAAGCUGAGAAGAGAAAGCCAGCUCAUAGGGCUCUGUUCAGAUCCUGCUUGCGCUGUCCUCGACCCACCCUGGCCCAGCGGGAAAGGAACCAGGCCUCCUGGUCUUCCUCCCGCAGGAGCACCUCCACCACUGGGAAGCCAUCCCAAGCCACUGGCCCAAGCGCUAAUUGGGCCAAAGCUGAGCAGCUCACCACCUGUAGCAGCUACCCUUCCUCAGAGGAUGAGGACAAGCCUGCCACUGACCCUGUCCUCCAAGUGGUCUAUAAGAGUCAGGGUAAGGAAAGCCCAGGGGAAGAAUUCAGUGCUGAAGAGACUGAGGAAACUUUUGUGAAAGCUGAAACUGAAAAACGUGACUAUGACACCCCAAACUACCUUCUGUCUCCAGCAGCUGCUCAUAGACCCAAGAGUCAGAAAUGUGUGGCCUAUAAGUUCCGAUUGGUGGUAAAAGCUGACGGGACCCAGGAGACCAACAACGGCUGUCACAAGGUGAAAAUCAUGCCCUGCUCCUUCCCAGUGGCCAAGGAACCUUCAACGAAAGGCCUCAAUCCCAACCCCAGCCAUCAAAUGACCAAACGAAAGAGAAUGGUCCUAGUCAAAGAAAGGAAAGCAGCCCAGACACUGAGUGCCAUUCUCCUGGCCUUCAUCAUCACAUGGACCCCGUAUAACAUCAUGGUCCUGGUUUCUACCUUCUGUGACAAGUGUGUCCCAGUCACCCUGUGGCACUUGGGCUAUUGGUUGUGCUAUGUCAAUAGCACUGUCAACCCCAUCUGCUAUGCCCUCUGCAACAGAACCUUCAGGAAGACCUUUAAGAUGCUGCUUCUCUGCCGAUGGAAAAAGAAAAAAGUGGAAGAGAAGUUGUACUGGCAGGGGAACAGCAAGCUACCCUGAAAAGUUAACAACUCCUCUCGAAAGAACAACGACCACAGUCAACAUCCUUUGAGGAUGAGCAAGCUGAUUCUGGUUUGUAUAUUUUCAAAAAGAAGACAUCUCAUUUUGAGUCCUUGAAGACUUUUGUAAAGGCUCAAGGUUGGUUGCCAAAUGGAAGGGGUCACAGCUGCAGCAAUUGCUGACAUAUUAAAUGACUCUUGCCUAUGACCAAGGCCAUUUGAUGCCAGUGGAGUUUGCCAAUGAAGUAAAGAGAUAGGCUCAUGCCCUUCACAGGAGGAAGCACACUGGGUAACAAUGAACAGUGACUCAGGGAACUUAUGUCCCUUCUGUGGGAAGCAGCAGAGACCAGGUGGAAACCUUUUCCUGUGGAAACCUGUCUUAGAAUUUUGUGCAAUAUGUAUGUGUCUAUGAAGCUGUCUUGUGCCAGUGAGAACCAGGAGAAUGUACAACAGUGUCACUUGUUAACAAGACUGAUAUUCAACCGGCUUCUAAGAAUAUGUAUCUUCAUAUACUGAUCACUGUCUAUUAUGCAGCUAUUAUGUGGUCUAUACUAUACUGUGGUUUGUUUUCCUGUCCCUACAUCUGAAUGAAGGCCUUGCUCUUCCCUUUCAUAUCCAAUGUCAAUUCCUUGUACUCACUGAACCCGUGCUAAUCUCCAGGGAACCAUCCUUCCUCUCAGAAUCCAGAGUCUGGAAGGACUGAAACCUGGUCAUACCCAGUCCUUUAAAGGGGCCUCUAUUCUACUAAUAAAGACGGAUCAAGUCUCCACGGUCAGUUAUUUUAGCUUUUGCCAGUGGAAAUUUUUUCUUUCAUCUAAACAAAUAUUGUGCAUUCUAUUUUGUGCCCAUUUGAACCCAUUUAUUUAUGCUCUGUUCUUAGGAAGACUAAUUAUGUAAGAGCCCUUCACUGGCUGAAGAUUUUCUCCAGGCUAUUGAAUUAAGGUUCUUAUAUUGUUUUCAGAGAUCUUGCUUUCUAAUCUCUUCACAGGGCAAACCUGGGCAAAAUGUGGAAAACAAAUUUGCUUUUGAACUUCUUCCAGAGCCCUUUUGCAGCCUCCAGUUUCCCUCGUUCAGAUCCCCAGUUCACACCAAGACGCAAGCAGGUCAGCUGUGCUGCCUCCAAGCAGGGGGUUGCGGGGUGGGGUGGGGGUGGAAAGACUUUCUUUUUUUAUAGGUCCUUCAAAUCAGGGCCUAAAAAUGACUUCUUCAUUCCUCUCCAAAUUCAGUCAAAAAUGAGAAGGCCAGAAAAGCACACUUGAGGGUGCGAUGAAGUUGAAAAUGAUCUGAAAGCUUCAUUUUUAAAAACAAAGUGUAGGUCAUAGUAAUGCAUAAAAAGAAAACAGUUAACAUGCAUGAGAGCAUGAGGAUUAUUAAAAACCACAUUUAAUUGAAAUCUCUAAGUGCGUAUAAACAAACUGAAUCAAAGGACCUUUGUGGACAAAAGUCCACAAAGAAGCAGUAGUGUGGUAUACAACAAGGAUUUUAAAGAUGAAGCACUCCUGUCAGACAUUAUUUAACUUUUUGGUUACAUCUGCAGCUGGAUUUAAAAAUCGCCAGACUUCAUGCGUCUUAGUGUAGGCCAGGUCCUUUUCAGUCUCAUUUGCUAAGAGGAUGGAAAAAUAGCUGGUUUAGUUGUCCUGGGAAUUAGAUAUGUACCUGAGUAUGAGAGAGCUUCAGCCUACCACUGAGGAGCAUAAUCAGCCUCUCACAGGAUGUCCCAGGGAGGCUUCAGGGUAGUAGAAUCUCAGGCAGGAUGGGACUGGUCCCCUAUAAAGACUUCACGUUGACAUAAAACAUCUUGUAAGCAGUGCAUCUGCUGAGCCUUUGUAAAGGGCAGGUUGACACCUGCAAAGAAUUUGGUGGGAACAGUAAUUGGCUCAGUUCUCCAGCACAGAGGCUCUUGGGCCUCUGUGAUGCCAACUGGGUGUGACUUCAUGAGCAAACCUGCUCUACCAGCUCCAGAUAAACAGUUGAGUCUUCAUUUAAGGCUUUGAUUCCUGAUAAAGAUUAAAACCCCUUCAUGAGAAUAGGCUUUUAAGCCCAUGUUCGGCAUUCACCAUUCGCAGUUGAGAGUGAAACAAGCUAAUUCUAAAAAAAGAACACAAAUCGGGAAAGGAUGCCACGGAGGGCACUCUUCACACACUCCGCAGUUGCUUAGGACAUGGCCUUUUUUGUUCAUCUUUUGUGAAAUUGAUUAAGAAGCGUAUUGCUGGGUGUGGUGGCUCACACCUGUAAUCCCAGCACUUUGGGAGGCUGAGGCAAGAGGACUGCUUGAGCCUAGGGGCUCAAGACUAGCCUGGCAACAUAGGAAGACCCCGUCUCUACAAAAAAAAUUUUAAAUACCUGGGCAUUAGCAGGGCAUGGUAGUCUGUGCCUGUAGACCCAGCUACUUCAGAGGUUGAAGCAGGAGGAUCGCAUGAGCCCAGGAGUUAGAGGUUGCAGUGAGUUAUGAUCACACCACUGCACUCCAGCCUAAGUGACAGAGCAAGAUUCUGCCUCAAAAAAAGAGAGAGAGAGAGAGAGAGAGAGAGAGGUCGAUGCUUCUUUCUUUAUCAUUGGCUUUGGAAAGCAGCCAGUUUUGCAGACUACCUAUGCCUCUUGACACAGACAAAAAAUAUCCCAAACUACUAGGGACAACUGGACUUCUAUAGAAUAGGGGCUUUAGUGGGGUUCUCAGAAUGAAUAGACCUAAUUGUAAACUACAGGGACCUGAUGGGUAGGUAGGAAGCGCAUGGCCUAACUUGAGAUCUUAGGCCUUCUAUGCCCCCGGUCUUCCAGGCUUUGUCUAUAGUAAACCAUGUACGACUUUGGCUAGUUACCUACUGGAUGCUGUUACUUUGCUAUCAUUGUAAUUUGUUUCCCCUUGGCUCUGAAUCUGAUGGCUUCUCAGGGAAUCUGUUUUCCCUUCAAUUUUUGGUUAAACAAAGCAUUUUGUCAAUAUUCUCAGCUUUUGCUUUGCUCCUUUGGUGAAUGUCCUUUGAAGACAAUACUGAUGCCAGCUCUCUGUAAUUGUGAAAUCUGUACCCAAACCUCUGGAUUAGAAUCUCUAGUUGUCUACUGUAAAUACUGGAAUUACAUCAAAGGAUAUGGGGACUGGGCUGCUUUUCUGUAUUGUACAAGCACUAUUCCAGAUAUUAAAGAAAUUUAACCGCACAGUGGUCCAAUGCAGAGCAUUUAAAUAAGAAAAUUGUUUCAGAGUAGCUUAUUAGAUCCAUCUAUAUUGGGGUUCCCUCACACCUUUGCAUGGCCUGGCCUUUCAAGAAAGUUGAGAUUGAUACACAGUAUGGAUACACGUCCUUCUUGCUACCUUUUGUGAUUCCUCCUUCC
Messenger RNA from Symphalangus syndactylus (siamang), 5735 nucleotides. RefSeq names its product cholinergic receptor muscarinic 5 (gene CHRM5). NCBI's taxonomy places the organism in Eukaryota, Metazoa, Chordata, Mammalia, Primates, Hylobatidae. Gene Ontology annotation, cellular component: dendrite; synapse; plasma membrane. Gene Ontology annotation, biological process: G protein-coupled receptor signaling pathway, coupled to cyclic nucleotide second messenger; gastric acid secretion; adenylate cyclase-inhibiting G protein-coupled acetylcholine receptor signaling pathway. The record is from RefSeq and is a predicted model, not a curated record. Gene Ontology annotation, molecular function: G protein-coupled acetylcholine receptor activity; G protein-coupled serotonin receptor activity.